UCAUUACAGUAGUUGCAGCAGACUUCACGCAAACCAAACAUCUUAGCAGCCAUUCAAAGGUGUAGUAACUUAUUUCUUUCAAAUAAUUCCCCUUUAUUCACCUUUGAAGCCAGUUUUCCCUUUAAUCUCGACUAUGCAACUUUUUACAGCUACCAAAGUGCUCAUAAUUCCAAAUAAGUCUAUUCUGCUUAGAUUAAUCUAAUGCAAGCUACAAAUAAAGGCUAAUUUUAAGCUUAAACACUAAGCCUCCAUUCUCCCAGGCUGAAUUAAGAGCCAUCCUUUGGUAGCAGUCACUGGCACAUCCAAUCCAAAAAAACUACACAAUAAAAGAUCUCAGGGAUUGAUUUAAGUAUAGUAAGAUUUAGGGAUGCAAUUAUUCAUCACAUCAUAGUACAAGUUUGACAGAAUCCAGCAUAUCUGAGGAUGAAUUUAAUGAGAAAAUGUAGUCAUUCCAGUGGGAACAAAGUGUGGUUUAAUGUAAAAACAAGAAAAAAGGGUCUUCCACACAGAAGAGAUGAAAAAAAAAUAGGAAUGAAAAGGACACUUUAGGUUUGUCAACCUUUCCUCAGAGUGACUCAACAGCCUCCAAUGGUUUGAAAAACUGCAAAGCAGAGACCUGAGGCAUGGAAAGUAACAGAGACAGUGAUUCAGUGAAAGUGAAUGGCUCUGACUCUCCUACCCAUCACUGAAAGGGGGGAGAGACUUUAAAAAAAAGAAAAGAAAAGAAGAGCAGGGAAAGGACGGAAAGAGGGGGAAAUGACUGGCGACUGUGUGGGAAGAGAGAGAGAGGAGGGGCUUAGAAAGUAUGAACUUGUGUAUGAUUUAGCUGCAGGAAGCAUUAAGAAGGGGAAAGACUGCAACCAGGACGCGGUAUGCUCACUCUUUGAAGGCUUCUAAUGAGGACAAGUUGCUUCAUGGCUUCUCUGGCUUUUCACACUUCUUCUAGUGAGCUCCUUCCCUCCGGAGAGUUGUCUUCUUAUUAGAAAAAAAAAUCCACGGACCUUGAACCCGUGCUGUUUUCCCUUCUUUCUUACUGUGCGUAAUUUGGAUCCAGGAUCGAGGAGGAAAAACAGAGGCGACACCACAACAACACGAGGAAAUCAACGCAGGAAUUGGACCUAAAAUGAAAGCCGUCUUGGAUUUCUGCUUGCUUUUCCUCAUGCUGCACACUCCCGGCGUGCUGUCCUUGUCCACACAUGUAGCAAUCAUCUACCCCCAGGACCCUGUGCUUCGCAUGGGGUCCAACCUGACAGCCAGCUGCUGGGUCCACCCCGACCUCGGCGUCCAUGCCAGCUCUCUGUUCUGGACACUAAACGGUCAACAGCUGCCCAGCUCCCUCUACAGAGUGCUGAGCCCCACCAACCUCAGCGUGACGCUGGCCGGACUCAACGCCUCCAGGCAAACAUCCGGCGACAACCUUGUCUGUCACAAUCACAAGGGACACAUAUUGGCUGGCUCCUGUCUUUACGUUGGGAUGCCUCCACAGAAGCCAGUCAAUCUGACCUGCUGGUCCAGGAACACGAAGGACCUGACUUGCAGCUGGGCUCCGGGAGGAAAAGGAGAGACUAAUAUCAGCACACAGUACCGGCUCAAGUACAAACUCAGAUGGUACGGUACGGAGAAGCAGUGCGAAGAUUACACUCACACGCAGCCGUACUCCUGCAGCAUCACUCAGGACCUGCACCUCUUCACGCCCUACGAGAUCUGGGUGGAGGCCUCCAACCAGCUGGGCCGGGCUACUUCAGAUGUCAUCACCCUUGACAUCUUAGACGUGGUGACCACCGACCCUCCAUCAGGUGUGACCGUCAGCCGUGUCGGCCAGUUGGAGGACCAGCUGAGCGUCCGCUGGGAGGCCCCACCCGCCCUCAAAGACUUCUUAUUUCAGGCCAAAUACCAGAUCCGCUACAGGCUGGAGGACAGCCAAGACUGGAAGGUGAUGGAUGAUGUCGGGAAUCAGACUUCGUGUAGGUUAGCCGGACUGCGACCUGGAACCGUGUAUUUCGUCCAGGUUCGCUGUAACCCUGUAGGCAUCUACGGCUCUCGCAAAGCAGGAAUCUGGAGCGAGUGGAGCCACCCGACUGCUGCUUCCACACCCCACAGUGUUGCAGGAAACCAGCUGUCACACAGGAGAGCGCCUGAUGUCCUGCGACUCGAAGUCGAGCGGAGACUCCAACUCCACCCUGCGCAGGGAGCUGAAGCAGUUCUUCGGCUGGGUGCGGAAACACGCCUACGGCUGCAGCAGCAUGUCCAUGAAGCUGUACGACCAGUGGCGAGUGCUGAUGCAGAAAUCCCACAAAGCUCGCAACCAGGUAGGUUCUCCAAGGGGAUAAAUCAUAGCACAUGCUGACUUUACGAGCAGAAAACAAGUCAAGAAAAAGAACUGAGUGAAUGUGAUCUGUUUUUUUUGUCUAUGUGUGUGUAUGACAAAUGAGAAAAAGAGAUUGUAUUCGUAUAGUGGAAUUAUAAAGACAAUUUGCUGCAGACGUCUUGUGCGGAUACCAGCUGUGGCUGCCAGAGGACACCCAAAGGAAAAAAGAAAAGAAAAAAAAUGGUGGGAUUUUCUGCCUUCCUGCAUCUUUUGCAGUCGAUAUGAGCACUUGAAAAAUGUGCAGCCUGGACGGACUGAGAAGGUGAACUCUUCAUGGACAUCCUGGUAUCGUGGCAUGGCAAGGAAGGGACCGUGUGGACUACUCUGCUCUCACAAAUGAUAUUGUAGCAUGAAUAACCUACAAAAAAACCAGAUUCAAACUCACCAAAAGUGUUGCCGCGGCGUCUGAAAGUAUCCUGAGAUGCUUUGUGGGUUUCUCCUGUGGAUCCAAAGCACCAUCUAGUGGCCGUUCAGCACCCGUGGAUUCACCGAUCCUGCAACAAAGUUAUCAUACAGUAUUCCUCAUUCAUGCUUGUGUUACAUAGGUGGAUAAUUUGCCAAACUGCUUCACUCAGGAUGCAUCUGUUUCUGUGUGACAGGAUGUGACUGAUGCCAUGGUGGUGUUUGGAAACAUUUCACUGCGUUUAUUUUUGUACUGAAAUUGUACCAGCAUAUUUAAAAGUAUAAAGUUAUGUUUUAAUUCUUAAAUUAUGUUUAGUUUAGCAAAGACUGUACAAUGACUGAAGUUGUUAUCGAUCUCUGAUGAUGUUCUAUAUAAAAGAUGUCGCCAUAAA
Messenger RNA from Acanthochromis polyacanthus (spiny chromis), 3162 nucleotides. RefSeq names its product cytokine receptor-like factor 1a (gene crlf1a). The transcript is spliced from 10 exons. Gene Ontology annotation, molecular function: protein binding; cytokine receptor activity. The record is from RefSeq and is a predicted model, not a curated record. Lineage: Eukaryota; Metazoa; Chordata; Actinopteri; Pomacentridae. Gene Ontology annotation, biological process: cytokine-mediated signaling pathway. Gene Ontology annotation, cellular component: external side of plasma membrane. Bases 1124 to 2347 code for a protein of 407 amino acids.